Molecule: messenger RNA, 4454 nt
Organism: Linum trigynum
Lineage: Eukaryota; Viridiplantae; Streptophyta; Magnoliopsida; Malpighiales; Linaceae
Source: the annotation of a GenBank genome assembly
AGUAGGAUUUGAAUUAAUUGUUUAGUACGUAGUAAUUCCCGACAGGGAUAGCUAGCACAUUCGUGAUAUCCUGGAUGUAGAGAGUUGGAUUAAAUUGAUUGGAAUGUGUGAAUUAAUCUGGAUAGGAUAGGUAGUGAAUUCCGGUGUUUCUCCCAUUGAUUUUCCCCCACAACUUUAAUUUGCUUGUUUUGUUUAAUUAUUAGCUAGUAGUUUCUUCACUCAAACCAUUUUCACCUAUAGUUUUCUCCAUAGAAUUGAUAGAAUAUAAGCUUGUACCAGUCCCUGAGAGACGAUACCCGGACUUUCCGGUUUACUACAAGAUAGGAAAUUGGCAUAUACGCUUUUGCCCUAUCACAAUUCAUCAACCCUAGAAGCCUAGUUGACUAUUUCAAGUUCUCAACUUGAUUCCAUCUUAAUUGUUCCAUCUGUGUCAAAAAUAUUAAAAUUCGUGUUAAAAUAAAGAACAUACAAAUCGAUGUAAAAGUAGGAAAAAUAAAGGAAUUUUUAAUCUUAGCGUUUAGAUCUUACUUACUCAUAAUAAAUGGGCCAGUUCUAAUUAUGUAUAAAUGAAUAACCAGCAAUUAUACAACAUACAUUAGACCAAAUUGAGUCCAUUAUAUAAAAAAAAAUAUUGUGUGAUGUGAUUGCUCUAAUGGUGAAGUGACAAAAUCUAGAGCAUACUUAUAACAUAUAAUUUGUGGAUUUCGAUGUGAAUAUUUAAAAUAAAAAAUUGAAUAAAAAGCAUUACUAACUUUGUUGGAUUCAAAGAAAAGUCAUCGAAAAAUUAUAUUAGUUGAUUUUUUCUUCAAAAAUAUCGAUUCUUAUUAGAUUAGCAUCCCUAGAAAACAAAUACUUUGGUCCUUUCCGCUAUCUACCGAAUUUAACAAAGCAAAAAGGAUGAUGACCCAAUUUUUAAUCAAAACAAUGGAACACAAAGUUACAACUUCAAAAGAAAAACUUACAACUAUGGAUUUUGUGAAGAUUGAAAAGUGACACAAUGUAUAAACAUCAACAUUAAGAGGAAAAGGUAAAAAAAACAACCAUCAUAUGGUAGCAAAAUCGGUAUAAGCAAAAUAUUAAGGAGCAUCAUAGCAAAAUAUUAGGAAACAGUAACUUCACUUUCACUUUAUAUAUAUAUGGUACGCUAGCCUUUGCCAUCGAGCCACGAGAUUCAUUUAAUCUAAAAAAUAAUAACCGACGGUUUCGAUUCAGCGAAAUAUAUUGAAGUGCAAAAACCAAGUGUGAACACAGGCGUACAGCGUACAACUGACGUACGCUAGCCUUUGCCAUAUAUGGUGACUUCUACGGUACCCCGGGUGAAAUCCGGGGGUACCACAUACCUGAGUAUGAAAACGCUAUCUAGACCUCGAAUUAGCAGGAUUUUUCGGCAUGAUACUAUACCCUAACCCUUAAUGAGUGAACCCUAGGUCCUAAUUAUCUAAAUCAUAAACUAUAAACCCUAAGACGGUGCUUUUUUUUUCCUAUAUUUGGACGAAUCAUAACCGUCUAUUAUUGUUUCUAAUUAAAUUGAUCUUGGGGUAUAAGAUUUUGAGAAUUAAGACCUAGAUUUUGAUCUUUAAGUGUUAGAGUAUAGUAUCAUGUCCGAAAGAUCAGUCAAUUCAAGUUCUGGAUAGCGUUUUCUUACUCAAGGUAUGCGGUACCCCGGAUUUCACCCUGGAUACCGUAGAACUCCCCAUAUGUAUAUAUAUAUACUAGGUGGCGAUGGCGCGCCUUGCCGCGGAGUGGAAAUGACCUAUAUGCAUGUAUUAUGUGGCCCGUUAUGGUGUUUUGUAGAUGGGUUUGGGUAGGGUUUGGAUAUUUACUUUCAUGAUCUAAAUGUGUAUGAGUUGGGUAUGAAUACACAUUUAUUCAAGAGAGUUUUAAUUACAGAUACAAAAAGUAAAUCUAUUUGUAGAACUUUACAAGUAUAGGUACCAAAAUGUAAUACACAAAAAAUUUAGGUACUAAAAUGUAAUAUUUCAUCAACAUUUUGUCAUUUUGAGGACUUAUAUGCCAAAAAAAUAAAUUUAGGUUAUAAAUCUAAAUAUCUAUUAAAUUUAGGUAUAGAAUUGUAAUUUGCAUAGUUGAGCCUUAAUUCAUUUUAUGGCGAUGUAUUUAAGAUGAUAGUUAUUUACUUUUUUAUAGAAAUAUGAAAACUAUUUAUUUGAUAUGUGUAGAUACCUAGUCAAAUAUUUCAUGUAUAAUUGUUGAAAAUUCUAGUCCGGGUGAAAAAGAAAAACUAUAGAGAGAAACAAAGGAAUACAAACUGGAACUCGCUUAAAAUUUCACGCCCACAAAUCUCAUACUUGAAAAUGACGACUUUCUAAUAAGUAAUAACGAUAUAUAUUUAUUUUUUAUUGGACUGGACAUUGAACUUAAAAAGUUAGUGAUACAUGGUUCAAUUAUUGGUUCUCUAGACUGCUGGUGAGUCGUGUAUGGACCCUUUUAUACUUGUGAUUAGAAUACAUAAAAAUAGUAUACUAAUUAGGGUAAGACGAAGAAGGCAAAGAAAGAAAUUAAGAAAGGGUUAUGGAAGGCGAGUGAAAAAUGAAACGAAGAGGAAGUAGAUGAUGAAAAAGUUUUGACCAAUUCUUUUAGUUGAACGUCAAUACAACAAUCUACCCUUUUCACCGUAGCAAUUUAUUGACGCUUGCUUAUGUAGAUGUCGCAUAUUUUGUUACAUGUAGUUAGUAAAAGUUUUUUUAGUACCCCGUAAAUAUACUAAAUGAGAUUAUAAAUUCGCUCUUUUAAUAUUUUAGAGUCAUCUCUCUUUUAUCAUUUAUUUAAUGGUUCACGUAAUGAGCACAUAUAAAAUGGUCGAAUCUUCUUCUACAGUUGAGUGAUACAACAUCUUGUAUUGUACAAACUAAAUUUAUACUUUUUAUGUUAUGAUGGAUUGGAUUCAUGUAUUCAAGUGAAAUCUAAACAUUGGAUCGAUAUGUAAAUUUAAAAAAUUGUAGGUACGGAAAUCUCACAAAAUUUAGAUACCAAAACAUAAUUGUUCAAUAAUUUUAUAUUAAAAUUAAAUUUGGGGUAUCAAAAUGUAAAAUGUACAUUAUAGUGACUAAGUUGUGAUUUAAUUAAAAUUGAGGCAUCAAAAUACAAAUAAGGGCUAAUACCACUGGAAAUACCAUUCUUUAGCGAAAGUGCCAUUUAUAUUACGUACUUUUCGAUAUGUCAUUUGUGUACCAAAUCGUUUCCUCCGUUAAGUUUUCCGUUAGAAAUUGACAGAAAACACAGUCAGCAUACACGUGGCAGCUGACAUGGAAAAUUUACUAAAAAUUCAUUUAUUAAAAAAAAUCGGCUAUUCCUCUUCCCCACUGCGCCUGCUUGUAUCAUCCUCGUGCGACUUUUCAUCCCCUCCCGGGGACUUCCCUCCCCCGGCACCACCAAUCGCCUCCUCUGCCCUUUCUCCUUCACUGCUUCAUCCCUCUUCGCCGCUCCACUGCUUCAUCCCUCUAGUUUGUAUUUGUGGCUACAAUAGCUCCCCUCUUCCAGUUCGCCGUCUCUCAUCCCGCCUCCUUCAACAAAUUCCCAAUUCCUUUUCCUCCAUCGCCAACCUCCGCUCGCUCUAGAUUUUUGGAGCAACGAGGAAGCUAUGAAAGGAAGCUCUUUAGAAGCUUUUGAAGGCGGAACUUCCCUCGACGUCGGCCGAAUCGGGGAAAAUCCGGUCAAUUGAUUUAGGGAUUCGAAACCAGGUUCACCCCAUUGCCGAAAGAUUUAGGUGUUUCAAAUAGGGGAAAACCAGGUCCCUUUGGAGGAUUUUCCUAGAUCAGGGGUUUCCUUACUCCAACUCAUAUUCGUUCUUGAGUGAUUUGUACAGAGAAGGUGGGGGAAAUGGAAUAGGGGAGCAAUUGCAGGUAGAAAAGCGGCAGCUCAGUCGAUGACGGCGUCGAUGGCCGGUCGCAAUCCUUGGCGGAGGACGCAUCGGAGGAGAAAGGCGUGGCCUUUCUGAUGAGUUUGAUUGAACCUUGAGUGAGUGCGCCACUAGUUUUUGAUUAAGGGAGAUCGACCGUCGGGGUUGCCGACGGAGCUGUCGAGAUCUUGCGGCGACAACAUAUUUGUUUUGUUUUUCGACUAGGUGGAGGCGACGACUACUUUUUCCUUUUAAUUAUAAUUUUUUUAUUUAAUGGGAAUAUUUAAUGGAUUAUUUAAUAGUAAUAUCAUAUGUGGCGCAUACAUGUACGCCACAUAAGCUCCACAUAAUCAAUAGUCAAACAUAGGUUAACCACCGUUAGGUCAACCGUCAAUUCUAACAGUCAACAGAAAUACGCGUAACACAAAUGACGCGAACCCCUAAUACGUUGGAAUAUUUUUGUGUUUAUUGAAAGUAUGUAAUAUAAAUGGCACUUUCGCUAAAGGAUGGUAUUUCCGGUGGUAUUAGCCCUACAAAUAAUUAGACAAUAGUAACCAAACUUCACAUUUAUAUAUAUUAAUUAAUAAUAACUAACUAA